Molecule: messenger RNA, 291 nt
Organism: Coprinopsis cinerea okayama7#130
Lineage: Eukaryota; Fungi; Basidiomycota; Agaricomycetes; Agaricales; Psathyrellaceae
Exons: 2
Coding region: 1-291 (96 amino acids)
Source: RefSeq, a predicted model, not a curated record
AUGCCUGCACCGUUCCGCGAUACUAUGACAAUGGAGACCGUCCAGCAGCAGAAACAAAUCUACGCGCGACAGCUCGCGGCGUACACCCGUCAGCAGUUCCACGCGGUUCGUAAAGCUGCAAAUCACGACUCUGAGAACGGCGACCACAGACGAGACGAGCGCAGUAGAAGAGGAGACAGGAGCCGCGGUCGCUCGCCGCUCAGAAACGAGAACGAGACUGGUCAGACAACGAGAGGUGUCAUUGCGAAGGAUUACGCAGUAGUACAUGGAGAUAACCACGACAGGAGGUAG